Strongyloides ratti is the source of this 1104-nucleotide messenger RNA. RefSeq names its product Ribose-phosphate diphosphokinase family-containing protein. Gene Ontology annotation, biological process: purine nucleotide biosynthetic process; 5-phosphoribose 1-diphosphate biosynthetic process. Bases 1 to 1104 code for a protein of 367 amino acids. The transcript is spliced from 3 exons. Gene Ontology annotation, molecular function: ribose phosphate diphosphokinase activity; magnesium ion binding. Lineage: Eukaryota; Metazoa; Nematoda; Chromadorea; Rhabditida; Strongyloididae. The record is from RefSeq and is a predicted model, not a curated record. Gene Ontology annotation, cellular component: cytoplasm; ribose phosphate diphosphokinase complex.
AUGAUUGCUGACGACUCAACAGGAAUGGUUAUUUUGACAGGUAAUUCUCAUCCAAAUCUUGCCAAACGAGUUUGUGAGAUUCUUGGGAAUAACUUAGGAAGUUGUGUGGUUUAUAAUAAAACAAAUCGUGAAACAUCAGUUGAUAUAAAACAAUCUGUAAGAGGUAAACAUGUUUUUAUCAUUCAAAGUGCUAAUAAGGAUGUUAAUAAUAAUAUUAUGGAAUUAUUAAUUAUGAUAUAUGCGUGUAAAACUUCAUCUAGUAAAACAAUAACUGUUGUUAUGCCAUAUCUGCCAUACUCUCAACAAUGUAGAAUGUAUAGAAGAAGUGCUAUAACUAUGAAAUUAGUUGCUGAUAUGAUAUGUAAAUCAGGAGCUUCUCGUCUUGUUUCUUUAGAUUUAUAUAAAAAAGAAAUACAAGGAUUUUUUUCUAUACCUGUUGAUAAUCUUCGAUCUUCACCUUUUCUUUUACAAUAUAUUAAAGAGAAUAUUGCUGAUUAUAAAAAUGCUGUUAUUGUUGCUAAAUCUCCUGGUACAAUGCAUAAAGCAACUUCAUUUGCUGAUAGAUUACGUUUAAGUAUUGCUGUAAUUCAUGGAGAAGAAUCUCAACAAGAAAGUGAAGAAAUUUCUAAAGAAGAUGGUCGUCAAUCACCACCUUUAAGACCUUCAUCAUCUUCUGCUUCUCUUGCAGAUGCAAAAAAACAAAGUACAAGUUAUGAAUUAUAUCCAGCAGCGUUUGCUAAAGAACGUCCACCAAUGAAUAUUGUGGGUGAUGUUGGUGGAAGAAUAGCAAUUAUUGUUGAUGAUAUUAUUGAUGAAGCUCAAUCAUUCGUUGCUGCAGCAAGUGUUUUAAAGAAAAGAGGAGCUUACAAAGUUUAUGUUGUUGCUGUUCAUGGUAUUUUGUCGGGAGAUGCACCUACAUUAAUAGAAAAUUCAUGUAUAGAUCAGGUUAUUGUUACAAAUACUGUACCACAUGAUAUGCAAAAGAUGAGAUGCCACAAAAUAAAAACUGUUGAUGUAUCUAUUAUGUUAUGUGAAGCGAUCAGAAGAAUUUACCACAAAGAAUCACUAGGAUUUCUUUUUAGAGAUGUUACUUUAGAUGAUUAA